AUAUACACAUGCAUAUAUACAUAUACACAUACAUACACAUACACAUACAUACACGUAUACACAAACACCUUUUUUAAUGGAAAAUAUGAAGAUAGGGAAGGGUGCACUGUGCUUGAAUUGAGCCAUUUUGGUGAAUUGCCAUAGUUUCUCUGCUUAUGUCAUAUGUGCUUGUGUCUGCUUUAUGUUGCGAUUUUGGUAACUUUUGCUUGCAGAGACACUGCCUGUCUUGUGGAUAAGGUCAAACUGGUUUGAACAGUAGAAGGUUCUGAUUCUAAAUGUAUUUUUUUGAGGGUUGCAGUUGAUUCUAAAUAUAUUAUUCUUGAAGUUAACAAUUUUCAUGUAUAGGAAACUAAGAUUUUAAUUUACCUUGAAAGAUUUUUGCCUUAUUGGUUACUUUUGAGUACAGAUUAGCUUUAUAGCUAUUUGGUAAUGUAGACACUACGUAAUUAUCUAAUAUAUGUCUUCUCAGUAAUAGAGGUUACUCAUAGAUACUUUUACGAAAGUCCACAAGGUAUACAAUACAUUCAUCAGGAAAUCAUUAAUGUAAUAAAUCUGAAAUUGAUUCUUGUAACACAGUAACUAUUCAGAAUUUUAUAAUGAAUGUAUCUCCAUUACGUGACUGCAAUAUGGUCUGACUAAAAAGACAGGUACAACUUUCCGAAAUAUAUGCACAGUGACAUGUAAUGUUAAAUUAUACAUAUUCUUUAACUCUUAUCUUAUUUGUAUGGAGGAAUCUUAGUUCAUAUAUUAUUCUAGUGAGAUCUGUAUUGAAUUACUGUGUGAACAUGAAAUUGUGAUUAUGUAUUCUGCGUAUUGAGGGAUUGGUUUUCAGCUUCCCAAUUAUUGUUUGUGUGUGCAAUGGAUGGCAGAUGAUUCAGAAAUAUGGAAUGCACAAAUAUAAAAUAAUUGUUUUUCUAUUUUUGUGUGUAUAAACAAGUAUUUUUGUUAGUAUUUGUCUGUACUGAUAAAAAAUCUUUUGGCCAAUUUGCAUUGCCAAUAGUUGUUCAAGUCAGUUCAUUUCAGGAUUUAAGAAGUAUGUAAAUGUAAAUCUCUUCUUCUGAGAAGAAAGUAAUAUCAAUAUUGUAAGUGUACAAAUUAGUUCCUAACAGUGCUUAGCUCAGUUUUUAUUGGAACAGUGAAAUUUUGUGAACAAUUAUCAGUUAAGUGAGAUUUAAAAUUGAAAGUUAUGAUAGGAUAUUUACUUUUUUUUUUUUAGAAACAAGAUUCAUCUAAUGCUUAAUGUAUAUCUGCAAUAGGAAUCUGGUAAUCUAAUGGUGCUAAUGGUUCUCUAGCUAGCAAUACAAGUUUUCUUGUAACUUUCACACUUUGUUUGAUUAUCAUGAAACUUACCAUAUGGGUACAACAUGCCUCUCAACUAUACAUAAUUGAGGUUCUGUUUUGUUUCUUGUAUCUGAUGUGUUUUCAUACAUUUUAAGUGUUUACUCUUGCACAUUCAUGUAAUGAUCACUUCUGGAAAGUUCACAAAUUGAUUUUAGGUAAAAGAUUGUGGUAUAUAAAUUAUAUUUUAAAAGUUUUUUUCAUAGAAAUAUUUUAAAUUAAUAACUUGGUGAGUUAUUGUUAAUGCAAGUAAAUUAGGUUAAUUUUAGAUGUAUUUUUUAUAAAUAUAAUAUUGAACUUGAGAUAAUUAACUACUAUUGUUUUUAUCUGUAGCCAUAUGGAAAUCUUUGAUAGCAACUUGUAUUUGAUGAUUGAUCAAUGUUGUAGCAUAUGGAUGUAAGCUUUUGGAUAUUCUAUUUUGCAGUCAUUCUUGACAAGACUGUAGCUGACUAUUUCCUUCAAUCACAUUUGGAAAAGCUGGGUUACAAUGUGACAUAUUGAUAAAUUAUUUGUGUGGUAAAUUAAAAGCAAUAAAGUGAUACAAACUCUCUUCUUCAUAAUGUACUAAUGACCUCUAUCUGAUGAUAAUACUGACAGUUUUAGGUGCUGAAUCUGCUUUCUUUUCAUAUAAUGAAAAUGUUAUUGGGUAGAUCAGAUUUACCUUCAUAUAAAAUAAUUUGCUUUCCAGGUUAAGCAAGGAUAUCACUUCAGAGAUCAGGUGAUGGUGAUGUGAGCUGAAUAUGCAGAUACUCUGAAUAUUGGUUGUUCUUCAUAUGUAGGUAACUUAAGCAUGACAAUUUUGCAGGUUAGUGGAGAUUUUUGGUGAUGUGAACACUGCACAUGGACUGCAGAGCUUGAAUGACUACCUUGAAGAACGUAGUUACAUCUCCGGCUUUGCCCCUUCCAAGAUAGAUGUUGAUGUAUUCUCUUCCUUGGGUAAAGCCCCAGAUGAGAAAUACAACCAUGUGCUUCGAUGGUAUAAUCACAUUCAGUCUUUAGGAGUGGAGUUGAAGUUAACUCUGGGAGAAGACCCCACAGAUGCUCAUGUUUUACUGGAAAACAAAAUGAAUGAACACAAAAAUUCAUGCAUGAUGUUUGGGGAGAAUGCAUCAGCAGCAACAACAGGGAAAAAUAGGUGUUCAGCACCAGGGAAGAUUGAAGAGCAGAAAGAAGAGGCAGUAGUUAAUGAUGAUGAAUUUGACUUAUUCGGUUCUGAUAAUGAGGAAGACCAGGAUGCUGCAAGAGUACGUGAAGAGAGACUAAAAGCAUAUGCUGAGAAAAAGUCUAAGAAACCUGGACCAAUAGCAAAAUCAUCAGUGAUGCUUGAUGUUAAGCCAUGGGAUGAUGAAACAGAUAUGAAGGCAAUGGAAGAUCUGAUUCGAUCUAUCAAGAUGGAUGGUCUUUCAUGGGGUGCCAGUAAGUUGUCCCCUCUUGCCUUUGGAAUUAACAAAUUAUCAAUCUUGUGUACUGUAGAAGAUGAAAAGGUCUCUGUAGAUGACUUAGUGGAGAAGAUAUGUGAAUUUGAAGAAUUUGUGCAGUCUGUUGACAUAGCAGCAUUUAAUAAGAUCUAAAUAGGUAAUUGGUAUUUACAUUAGCAUUGGUGCUACUGGACUUUUUCAAAUGCUAUGAAUGCUCAUGGAAUGUUGAAUUUUGAAAGAAAAAGUUUGUAUACACUAUGAAAGGGGUCAUAUUUGUCAAGACCAACGACCUUUAUACAAGUACCUAUGGUAACAUUAAUUGAAUUUGAUAACAAAAUUGAAAAUCUGGUCCUUUCUGUUCUGUUUUCUUGGUAAUAGUCAUUUGUUUUCAUCAGAAAACAACCAAGUUAAUACCACUUAAUACAUAUGGGUCUAAUCUUAUGUUAUGAAUAAAUCAUAUUAAACCUCUCAGAAGACAAGCUGGUGUUUAGUUGUGGGAUUAAAUCAUACAGUCUAAAACAGUACAUUAUGGGAACAAGGUAUUUAAUUUCUGAACGGAGAAAACAAGGUGUUUAUAUAUAUUUAUUUUUUAUUUCACUUUAUUUAGCAAGGAAUAAAACAAAAUAAAAAAAUAA
This is a messenger RNA of Penaeus vannamei (Pacific white shrimp), 3391 nucleotides long. Its product is annotated as elongation factor 1-beta'. The record is from RefSeq and is a predicted model, not a curated record. Gene Ontology annotation, biological process: translational elongation. Gene Ontology annotation, cellular component: cytosol; eukaryotic translation elongation factor 1 complex. Gene Ontology annotation, molecular function: translation elongation factor activity; guanyl-nucleotide exchange factor activity. Lineage: Eukaryota; Metazoa; Arthropoda; Malacostraca; Decapoda; Penaeidae.